This is a messenger RNA of Podospora anserina S mat+, 2247 nucleotides long. RefSeq lists its product as uncharacterized. The transcript has 2 exons. Gene Ontology annotation, biological process: endoplasmic reticulum unfolded protein response. The record is from RefSeq and is a predicted model, not a curated record. Lineage: Eukaryota; Fungi; Ascomycota; Sordariomycetes; Sordariales; Podosporaceae. Bases 1 to 2247 code for a protein of 748 amino acids.
AUGGCGGACGAGCAGGUCGCCGCUCCACAGGAGGAUGCGCCCUUGGUCGUUAACCUCAACCUCAUCCAACCAAGCGGCACCUCACUAAGCUUCGCCCGAACACCAGCUGCUACCACUUUGCGCCAGCUCAAGGCCAAAGUUCGAGAGGGACUCCCCUCGCGACCAUCCGACGAGCAAAUCAGAUUCAUCUACCGCGGCCAUCUGUUGCAGCGCGAUACCGACACAUUGCUGGAUGUCUUUACAGAACAGGUGAUCCGAUCAAGCGGCGACCAACAAUCUCUUCAUAUGGUGAUCAGAGAUGUUGUCAACCAGCCGUCUGGCAACACCCCCCAGCUCGCAACACCGAACCAUGGCCAGAGCCCUGCGCCUGGCAAUGCGAAUGCCCCUCCCAACAACCAUGCGCAACCUCCAUUUGGCCGCCAGCCACAUAUCCAGUUUCACCCUCAGCAUGGAAUUCGUGUGGCAGCCGCCGGCUUUAUCCCGCCUCCACAGCCCAUGGUCCAUCACCUACAACACCAAGAUAUGGUUCAGUGGGGUGCUCACCUUCAGCGGGAGGCCUUUCAGCGGCAAGUAGCGCAUAUGAAUACUCAACGACACUUUGGAUAUGGUAUUCCGCCUCUCGAUGGCGUACACCACGGCCCGGUCAUGGGGGCUGAGCACCCGGCGCAUGCCUUGACGCGGGAUAUGGUUGGGCCCAACGGACAACAAGUACGCAUCACUGUUCAGAACGAGGUCGUUGCGCCAGCCGCUGGCUCUGCUCCAGGAGCGGGCGGUCCUACAUCCAACCCUGGAAGUCAUCGCCCAUCUUCUGCGAACCAGACUCGUGACUGGAUCCAUGGUGAUGACGCCGCUAGGGCCUCGCAAACCAUCACUGAUGCGAUGCAAAGAAGUGCAUCUGGCGCAUCCUUAGCAAACAUGGCGGCUAAUCUUGCGAAUUCCAAUGGGCCUAUUCAGCCAAUUCAACCUGGGGUGACUACGCCUCUCUUUCCCGGUGUAUCCAGACAUGUCAGUCGUUCUGCGACCCCAGAUCCCCACACCAGACAUGCUGCCUAUGGUAUUCCGCCGCUGCAGCGGCAGGUAGCACCACAGAAUCAAUCUCAAUCACAACCCCAGGGCCAACAGGGACAGUCCCAAGCUCGGGCCUUGGAUGAUCUCGAGGUUCACAUUUUGUACGACCAGGCCGGUCCUCGUGCGUUACUGGUAAACAGUCCUCUAGAUCUGUACACCUCGCGGCAGCCACAUGCUUUACCUGUGAGGCCACCACAGCACGUCUACCAGCCCAUGGCUUUCGGCGUACCUCCUAUGGCAGGCCCUCUUUUCUACCCACCUCCGUUCUAUCCCCCGCCAGCCAUGUAUCUGCCACCUUUUCAACCGAGCCCCAUGCCAUUGGCUUUCCAGCAGCCGCAACCCGGACCGGUGCCACCGCCUCUCUGGCCAAACCCAAAUGCAGCAGCUCACGGGCCAGUACAACCCCAGCAGGGACAAGCCCAAGCAGGUUUCCAGGCUCAUCCUGUCGACGGCCUUCGGCAUCGGGUUCAGCAGGCCCAAGUGGCAGCUCCAGCUAACCCUCCUCUUGCCCGGCCUCCACAGUUUGGACAUCAGGGCAACCCUGGAGGGUGGGUGGUGGCUGCCUGGCCCACCGUGUGGCUCAUCAUUCGUCUGGCCGCUUUUGCCUUUUGGUUCUCCUACAGCAACCCCUCAUGGGAACGGUGGCUGUCGUUGAGUAUAGCGUCCCUGAUCCUCCUGGCGUUCCAUACAGGGAUUUUGAACGCCUUGGUCAACGAAGUGUUUCAGCCCAUCAGAGAGCAUAUUGAGAACCUGAUCCCCAAUCCGGAACAUCAGAAUCAACAGAGACCAGCACAGAACGCACCAGCAGGGGCUGGUCAGGCUGGCAACCCCGAUCCGGCGGAGACUGCGCGGCGGUUGGUAGCGCAGAGACGGAAUGCUAAUGGAAAUUGGCUACAAAACCAGGCCAGGUGGCUAGAGAGAGCAGGUAUCUUGCUUCUGGCCAGUUUGGCGCCAGGGGUUGCAGAGAGACAUAUUCAGCAACUGGAGGCGCGGGAAAGGGAGGAGAGGAGAGCUGCUGAAGAGGCUGCCGAACGGGAGAGGGCCGCUGCUCGAGCAGCCCAGGAGGCCCAGACGGAAGGGCAGCAACCAGGACAUGAAGAUGGAGCGGACCAUGGGCAGCAAGAGGAGUCUCCAGUACAGCCCCAGCCUCAGGCUCAAGCUCCUUUGGUGGAGGUAUAA